UAGCCACACGCUGCGGUAGUCUAAUACUAGCAAUGAAUCGGAAGACAGUGCCUGUGGUAAUUUUGCUUUUUUGUUGCGUGCUUGGGUAUCCCCAAAAUGGAGUACAAAUUUAUUAUCGAAAAACUACAGUCGACCCAAUUGCAGAUUUUUUCUCUAGAAGCUGUGAUUUGCGAUCUGCAACCUGUGUGGAGCGUGGUGAAUGUGGAAUUGAAAACUUUUCCAAAGCUGAGUGUACCAAUAAGGCGCAGGUCUGUUGCUUGAAACAAGGCGAUGAAAAUAGUGGCACGAUAGUUUUCCCUGAAGCCAGUUCUCGGAAUCCCGCAAUAAUGACCACUAGGAGGCAAACAACAACAAUUCCAACAAGAACUACUACAACAUCGACUACUACCACUACUACAACAUCGACUACUACCACUACUACAACGGAAGAACCCAUCGAUGAAUGGCUAACGCCAGACUGCGGUACUCAGCAGUCGAUAGGCACCGGCGUGACCGGUAUUAGAGAUUCGAAUAGAGGAGAAUUUCCUUGGAAUGUUGAGAUUUAUUCGAAAAAUAAGAACGAUUUUGGAAUAGUUCAGAACGUUUUUCUCUGCGGGGGAACAUUGAUUGAUAGUUUCAUUGUCCUCACAUCGGGAAAUUGUGUGACUUCAAAUAAUAUUUCCAAUUUGUAUGUAGAUGCUGGGGUUUGGAAUGUAGAGGAUGUCGAUGAAAAGCGUCAGAUGCGUAAGGUGGAAAAGGUUAUCAGACACCAUCAGUUUCAACAGACGAAGAGAGUAUCCAGCUUGGCUCUGCUGGUUUUGGAUGAUCAGGUAGACUUCUCUCGAACAGUUAAUCGGAUCUGUUUGCCAGAAGCUGAUACAGACUUCAGCGAAAGUACGUGUUUUCUUACUGGAUGGGGAGGAACUGGAGAAAAUCCCAGUGAAACCAUUCGACCCAAGAUGAAGGUUGUAGAUAUGGACCAACUAAAUCACAAGGACUGUCAACACCAAAUCCGCCGGACCAUGCAUUCAUUCGCCUUGCACGAAAGUUUCCAAUGCGCUCGUGAAGAGUCGGAGAACCAUAUUUGUCCCUUCGAUGUUGGUUCACCGUUGAUCUGUACGAUUCCGGGGCAAGAUCACCAAUUCUACCAAGCGGGUAUAUUUGUUUGGAAUCAGCACGUGAGCAGCAACGGUAACGCAGAUUGUACAAACAACAGUGGCGUGGUGAAUCUCUUCACAAAUAUACAAAAAUUUAGAAGAUGGAUCGAUACUGAAAUGGAGAAACUCGAAAGGAACAUACACAUCUACAGGCCACAAUUGAAUGAUGAAAGUGAUGAAACUGAAGUUUAAAUCCUGAUAAUAUAUGAUUUAAUUAUGCAUUCUUCUUACUACUGGAUUGGUAACCAAUGUAUGU
Messenger RNA from Ochlerotatus camptorhynchus, 1392 nucleotides. RefSeq names its product inactive CLIP domain-containing serine protease A30-like. The transcript has 3 exons. Lineage: Eukaryota; Metazoa; Arthropoda; Insecta; Diptera; Culicidae. Gene Ontology annotation, molecular function: serine-type endopeptidase activity. The record is from RefSeq and is a predicted model, not a curated record. Bases 33 to 1328 code for a protein of 431 amino acids. Gene Ontology annotation, biological process: proteolysis.